This is a messenger RNA of Gorilla gorilla gorilla (western lowland gorilla), 1663 nucleotides long. RefSeq names its product regulator of G protein signaling 10 (gene RGS10). Lineage: Eukaryota; Metazoa; Chordata; Mammalia; Primates; Hominidae. The transcript has 5 exons. The record is from RefSeq and is a predicted model, not a curated record. Gene Ontology annotation, molecular function: GTPase activator activity; G-protein alpha-subunit binding. Bases 736 to 1374 code for a protein of 212 amino acids. Gene Ontology annotation, biological process: regulation of G protein-coupled receptor signaling pathway. Gene Ontology annotation, cellular component: nucleus; cytoplasm; plasma membrane.
GCGCAAUCUCGGCUCACGGCAACCUCUACCUCUGGGGUUCAAGCCAUUCUCCUGCCUCAGCCUCCUGAGUAGCUGGGAUUGCACGCAUGCACCACCACGCCUGGCUAAUUUUGAGUUUUUAGGUUUCUCCACAUUGGUCGGGCUGGUCUCAAACUCCCGACCUCAGGUGAUCUGCCUGCCUCGGCCUCCCAAAGUGCUGGGAUUACAGGCGUGAGCCACCACGCCUGGCCUCAACUAUUUUUAAUAGCUAUCCGUCCUCCUUUCUGUGCCCUCUACCCUUAGCCUGGUGCCUGGCUUUGCUCAUUCCUUAGAAAAUGUUUAUCACUGUAAAAUAUAUACUUGAGUGCCAGACAUCAUGCUGACCCUGAGGAAGAUGCAGCCCUUGCUUUCAAGAAAUGCACCAUCCACCUGACUGACCCUGGAGGAAAAAGUCAUUUACUUUGCCUCGAGGGAGGGUGCGGGACAGAUUGAGGCAGAGUAGGAGGGUGAGGGCAGCUUUACGCAGAAAUGUCAGGCCCCAGAGGACACACAGGGGCUUCUGGAAGUGGAGAAAAUCGAUGACAGGGUCUUUGUUUUCAGGCUAGGGCUGCUGGGCCAUUUUCUUUUUUCUGGCCUUUGCCUAGAAAGUGGAGAGUCUAAGGAGGCUACAAAUAACAGUUUGGCGUUCUUAUUUCCUUCCCUCUAGUAGAAACUGGAAACCAGUGGCCAUCUGUUGUUUAGUCCACUUAAAAGAGGAUGUUGAGACUUGUUUUUUCUUCGGACCCAAGGGUGCUCGGGAGCCCUCCAGUCUCUGCCUUUCUCACACAAGGCGUCUCUGGGAAGGCAGUGGAUUGUUGGUCUGCGUGGAACUUCUCAGGUGGACACCAGAGCAUGGAACACAUCCACGACAGCGAUGGCAGUUCCAGCAGCAGCCACCAGAGCCUCAAGAGCACAGCCAAAUGGGCGGCAUCCCUGGAGAAUCUGCUGGAAGACCCAGAAGGCGUGAAAAGAUUUAGGGAAUUUUUAAAAAAGGAAUUCAGUGAAGAAAAUGUUUUGUUUUGGCUAGCAUGUGAAGAUUUUAAGAAAAUGCAAGAUAAGACGCAGAUGCAGGAAAAGGCAAAGGAGAUCUACAUGACCUUUCUGUCCAGCAAGGCCUCAUCACAGGUCAACGUGGAGGGGCAGUCUCGGCUCAACGAGAAGAUCCUGGAAGAACCGCACCCUCUGAUGUUCCAGAAACUCCAGGACCAGAUCUUUAAUCUCAUGAAGUACGACAGCUACAGCCGCUUCUUAAAGUCUGACUUGUUUUUAAAACACAAGCGAACCGAGGAAGAGGAAGAAGAUUCGCCUGAUGCUCAAACUGCAGCUAAAAGAGCUUCCAGAAUUUAUAACACAUGAGCCCCCAAAAAGCCGGGACUGGCAGCUUUAGGAAGCAAAGGAAUUUCCUCUCAGGACCGUGCCGGGUUUAUCAUUGCUUUGUUAUUUGUAAGGACUGAAAUGUACAAAACCCUUCGAUGGGAUGUGUGUUUUAUUAACUGCUUCACCGGUAAAUUUUGCAUGAUGGCUAAGCUAACAUAAAAAAAGAAUAAUAAUAACUUGGAAGUUUUAGUUCACAAAACAGAGAUUCCUUCAACACUGGACACGUCGAGCAUUUUGUAGCUUAAUUAAACCUCAUGUAAGGCCACAA